AACUUACAGGCACUGGUGGCAGUCGCGUCCCUGAGGACCCCGCGGUACGUACAAUCGCCUACUCACUUACAUGCAGUGCUCACGAUCUAAAUGAUCGAUUUCCUUCUCACAUGCUUCAUUUUUCCACAGAUUCAUCACUCAAACCCCGUGUUUAGUUGCUCUGCUAUCUCCAAAACUUGUCGAACAAGGCUUGCUCUCAUUUGAAGAUGGAGAACCUACACGCACCGACCGUGCCUUCGGGGCCUACCAGCGAUGCGGCCACAAAUGGGAACACCACCCACUUGAGCUUCAACCAGCUUCAAUGCAAGAAGAACGACGUAGAGGCCCAGCUCCGGACUCUCGGAUCAGUUUUGGACUCACAUGGGGUUACUAUGGAGACGGCUCUGCUCACUAGGGACGGCUUUCCACGUUCAGAUAUUGAUGUAGCCCAAAUACGAACUACGAGAGCACAGAUCAUCCGACUGCGGAAUGAUUACAAGGAGAUCAUGAAAUCCAUUGAAAAGCACCUUCAUGAACAUUUCGCGAGCCUGAACGACGCACCGGCACCGGCGGCAGGUGAGAGCCUCCCCAGCGAGCCUCUUCCGGAUUCUAUACCCGAGCAACUGGACCCAACCUUCGCCCGAGUGAACACAGUGGCGCCCAACAGCCCUGCCGAAGCGGCGGGACUGAAACCCAAUGACGAGAUCCGCAGCUUCGGGUGGGUGAAGCGGUCAAACCAUGAUAACCUACGCAAGGUCGGGGAAGUAGUCCAGGCCAACGAAGGGAGUGAUAUUGUGAUCCGCGUGACGCGGUCGCUUGGGUCGGUGCAGACGAGUGAUCAGAGAUGGGAAGAGCUUCGUUUGACAUUGCGGCCUAAAAGAGAUUGGGGCGGUCGCGGGACCCUUGGGUGCCAUAUUAUCCCCAUCUAAGGUAGUUUGGACUGGUGUUCGGAAUGAGCGAUGCUGAGGAGAAGGAGAUACGAGAAGAGGACACAAUAACAUCGUACCUUAUUAUUAAAUUGAUCUCCGCGCAAGGUAAAACAACAGAUGCCGUCAGCCAUAAUUCUAGCAUGUGUGAGCUUGCCUCUCGCUUAGGCGCUUAUGAGUUUGUCAAUAAAAUCGGCUAUUAGGCGAGGUUUCGAGCUCGGAAGUAUUGAGACAAUAUCUUUGAGCGUUAUUGGUAGACAUACUAUAUACUUAUUGAGUGAUACGUUUUGAAUAUAUUGUCUUAUCUAAGUUAGAGUAUUCAGUGACUCGUGUUUUGCCUUAUUGUUAUAUAAGACCCUAGCUAUUAGACCUAAUUCCUUUACUUGUGGCACU
Molecule: messenger RNA, 1298 nt
Organism: Emericellopsis atlantica
Lineage: Eukaryota; Fungi; Ascomycota; Sordariomycetes; Hypocreales; Bionectriaceae
Exons: 4
Coding region: 207-908 (233 amino acids)
Biological process (GO): proteasome regulatory particle assembly
Cellular component (GO): nucleus; cytoplasm
Molecular function (GO): protein binding
Source: RefSeq, a predicted model, not a curated record